This is a messenger RNA of Paramecium tetraurelia, 1205 nucleotides long. RefSeq lists its product as uncharacterized. The record is from RefSeq and is a predicted model, not a curated record. The transcript is spliced from 3 exons. Lineage: Eukaryota; Ciliophora; Oligohymenophorea; Peniculida; Parameciidae.
AUGUCAUUAUUAUCAAAAUUUACAUCCAUAUUUGGUUCUAAUUAUAAUACAUAGGCUUCCGAUACUCCGUUAAAUUAAUAACUAUAAGAAGUGCUUACCUAAAUACUAAAGGCAAAUAAUAAAAUAGAUUUAAAGCAAAAGUCAGAACUUCUAGCCCAAUAUCUAUUGGAAAAGGAAGAACAUAUCGAGUAUUUGUUCUCAUUUUUAUAAACUACAUCUAAAGAUCUCAAUCCGUUAUCAGUUGUUCAUUUACUAUCAGUAAUCCACUAGCAAUUCUAAUACAAUGAAUUAAUUUAAGAUGUUGCUAUUAAGUUAAGAGAAACAAAAAUGCCAUGGAUUCAAUUAGAAAAACAUGAAUGGCAAUCUACAAAGACGGAGCCUGAUUUACCAAAGAAAUAGCAAUCAUAAAUCAUACUUACAGAAUUUGAAGACUCUUCUCGUCCAGCAGCCAUAUAUGCUCAAUUGUGUUAUGUAUAUUUGUAAAGAUUGGCAGCCAAUAUUGAUUUAUAUAGAGCUGUCUCAAAAUUUAUGUACCCAUAUGUUAGUGAUAAAGACUAAAUAGAACCUAAACUUAUGUUUUUAUGGCAUUACAAAAUUCAAAACUUAAUAAAUUCGGGCUUAAUAUUAUUGUAAUAUGAUCAAGAAUUAGUUGAAAUUCAAACUGCUCUCUAUUAGGAUGUUUGGAAAUUUUAAAAAUUUAUAUGCGUUGAAAUUGAAAAAAUUAUUGAUUAAUAUGUGACACUACCCAGUAGUGAUACUUUAUCUCUUUAUGAAAUAUAUCAAGAAAGUACAAAACAUUAUGAAAUUCUCCUAAAAUUUCAUCAAUUCACAUAAACAACGACGGAAGCUCCUCGGGAAUGUCAUUUCAAUAAUGUUAAUUUAUAGGAAUUUUUAGGGUUUGUUUCUAAAUUAAAAUUAUUGAAUUUGCCUAACUUUAAAAAGAAAAUUAAAGUUCCUAAUAAAGGUGAUCCUGGAAUGGGAGUUCCUACCAGAAAUCCGAAAGUCAGACAUUUAAAACAUUAAAGUAAUCAAUUCCUUGUAAACGAUACAGACAGUAGUGAUUCUGACGGUGUCGCAGAUAUAAAUCCUUAAAUAAUCUAAAAAAUCAAGAAUAAAACUGUGCAUUUAAGGGGUGAAAGUACUUUUCAAUAAAAAUAUAAAUGAUCAAUAAAUCGUAAUUUUAAUUUAUAGAUUAAAAGUACUUA